UUCCCAAACUCCUUCCCCCGCCCCAAACCUUCCUUAUUCCCCCUCCAAGAUGGAGGCGCUGGAGGUUUUGGGGGGCUACCCGACCAAGCCCUUAAACCCGAGAGCCCGAAUGGUCAGGGUUCUACUGAGUAUGACGGUGUGCAUGGGAUGUUUAUUAAUGCUACAUAGUUUUCUCAAAAUCUCCAAGUCCCGGAAGCCGCAAGAUUUCUAUUCUUUUGAGGUGAAGGACGCCAAAGGGAGAAGCGUUUCUUUGGAGAGAUACCGAGGCAAAGCGUCUCUGGUUGUCAACGUGGCGAGCUUCAGCGAACACACUGAGAUGAACUAUCGCUCUCUGCAGGAGCUGCACCGGGAAUUGGGUACGUCCCAUUUCAACGUCCUGGCUUUUCCCUGCGGCCAGUUCGGGGAGACCGAGAUGGGGGCCAGCCGGGACAUCGAGGCCUACGCCAAGAACACCUAUGGCGUCACCUUCACCAUCUUCAGUAAGGUCAAAAUCAUGGGGUCGGAGGCGGAGCCAGCCUUCAAAUUCAUAACAGAUUCUGUGAAGAAGGUUCCGAAGUGGAACUUCUGGAAGUUCCUGGUGAACCCUGAAGGCCAGGUGGUGAGGUUCUGGAAGGCAGAGGAGCCAGUCGACAGCAUUCGUCAGGAGGCCAUAACCAUGGUGCGUCAGAUUAUUCUAAAGAAAAGGACAGAGCUCUGACGGGAUGGCGAGGAGUGGAAUAAGGACACCUCUGAUAGUUUCAGAGUAAGAAUUAAAGGUUAUGAGGUAUUAAUUAAGAUACAAAGUCAACUCUGUUGUUCGGUGCUGAGUGGUGACUUUAGGGCUAGUGCCUUGUGGUAUGGGAAAGGAUUUGCCAUUAUUUUUCUGAAGAUGAAGACUGAAGAUGAUGACUAUUGCAAUAAGAGAUUAAAGGGUGUGUGUGUUGUGCCACUAAGAGGGUGACACUGACAUUUCCUGACAACCACCAGGUCCAUAGUGAAUUCCCUGACAACCACCAUGGCUUGUUAAACCAGUAUAAUCCCCUCAAAGAACCACUAUUAUGUGUAACAUAGAUAUGUCUGAUUUAAAGCAGGUUGUUACUUGUUUUGUAAUUUUCAGAUUAAAAGACUGUUCUUUACA
Oncorhynchus kisutch (coho salmon) is the source of this 1117-nucleotide messenger RNA. It is a transcript of the gene gpx8, whose product is annotated as glutathione peroxidase 8 (putative). Gene Ontology annotation, biological process: response to oxidative stress. Lineage: Eukaryota; Metazoa; Chordata; Actinopteri; Salmoniformes; Salmonidae. The transcript has 3 exons. The record is from RefSeq and is a predicted model, not a curated record. The coding region runs from base 50 to 697 and encodes 215 amino acids. Gene Ontology annotation, molecular function: glutathione peroxidase activity.